This is a messenger RNA of Trichophyton benhamiae CBS 112371, 729 nucleotides long. RefSeq lists its product as uncharacterized. The transcript is spliced from 2 exons. The coding region runs from base 1 to 729 and encodes 242 amino acids. NCBI's taxonomy places the organism in Eukaryota, Fungi, Ascomycota, Eurotiomycetes, Onygenales, Arthrodermataceae. The record is from RefSeq and is a predicted model, not a curated record.
AUGCAUCUUUCUACGCUUAUUCUACUGCCGGCUCUGGCUGCGGCACAAGAGCAGGUUCCGUUUGCGGAACGCCUCCAGGGCUGGUUCAACCAAGCCAAGGAGCUGCUGCCUACUCCAAAGGUUCCCCAGGCUGUCGCACCCGUCACUACUCCUGCUCCUCCAAAGGCUGCCGUCGUAAAGCCAAAGACAGUUUCCCAAUUCAACCCAGACAACUGGAGGGAUAUUCUUACACCUCAAUCAAAGCCACAGGAAUGGUUGAUCUUUGUCACUGGUGGUAACAAGACCUGCUUUGGACAAUGCGGACAAGCAAACCGCGCCUGGAAGGAAGCACAAAACCAGUUCGCCCUCGACGCCCAGUCUCCUAACCUUGGACGUGUUAACUGCGAAGCCCAAGGUCUUCUCUGCGCCAUCUGGUCCGUUAGCCCACCAAUGCUAUGGCACAUCCAGGUCCCCAGUACGCCAUCCAUUGGCGAAGAGAAGCCAUUGACUCCCAUUCACCCCUUCCGUCUGAAUGCUACCACUGUCACCGCCGACGAUAUCUACAAAGUACACUCCGAGAAGCUCUGGGAAAAAGAGCCUGAGCUUCAGACCAUGUUCCACCCAUUCAAUGGCUUAGCUGCCGAGUACCGCAUCAACGAGGUCGUUGGUUAUAUCAUCUACUGCCUGGGUAUGAUCCCCAGCUGGGCCAUGAUGGUCGGUAUCAGCUUUAUCAGCAGAACCAUGAUGUAA